AUAAACAUCAAAAUGCGUUCUUGCGGGCCGAGUUUAAUUAAAUAUGUUCUAUUCGCCUUUAAUGUUCUCUUUGCGAUCUCCGGCCUGGGAAUUCUUAUAGCUGGUGCUGUGGUCCUAGCCGAUGUAAAUGAGUUCAAUCACUUUGUGGAAGGUCGAGUCCUAGCGCCACCGAUUGUCCUUAUAGUCACAGGUCUGAUUAUAUUCCUAAUUGCCUCGCUGGGAUGCUUUGGAGCGAUCAAGGAGUCGCCAACGCUCCUUGUAACGUUCGCUGUCCUUCUGGCCGUUAUCUUCAUUGUCGAAUUGGCGGUGGGCAUUGCGGCCAGUGUUUUCAAGAAGGAUCUGGAGGGUAUGGUGAAGAACUCGCUGCAGGAGUCGAUCAAGCGUUCGACCAGCGAGGAUACCAUGGCCUGGGACAACAUCCAGCAGAAGCUAAUGUGCUGUGGCGUGGACACUCCGGCGGAUUGGAGGGUCAGUGCGAACAAAACUCUGCCGGCGAGCUGUUGUCAGCCGCAGUUCAUCGACACCACCGAGAUGCAUUGCCGGAACUCAACGGCUCUGGGCAGGGACAAGUACUUCCAGGAUGGCUGCGUCGGCAAGCUGAAGACUCGGAUCGAGAAGAACGCCGUUAUCCUGAUCGGUGUGGGCAUCGGCAUUGCCUUUAUACAGAUUUUGGGCAUCGUUCUGGCCUGCUAUCUGGCGAACUCCAUUCGAACGGAGAGGGCCAAGUAAUAGACCCAUCGGAAUAUCUAUAAUACCUAUAUAUUUAAUUGAUAAUGGUUUUUAAUUUUAUGUAGUUCAAAUUUCUUUACUGUUGAAUCCUGCUCAAUUUACGAA
Messenger RNA from Drosophila takahashii, 834 nucleotides. RefSeq names its product Tetraspanin 47F (gene Tsp47F). The record is from RefSeq and is a predicted model, not a curated record. Gene Ontology annotation, cellular component: plasma membrane. NCBI's taxonomy places the organism in Eukaryota, Metazoa, Arthropoda, Insecta, Diptera, Drosophilidae.